CUUUCCCUCUCUGUCAAAUUGUUCCAAUGUCGUUGGGCUGUUUGUCAAUUCGUUUCUAUCGGUUUUGAAACUUUUGAAACCUAGCCCCGGCCAACGCUUUCUUUAAGUUGCUGCAUUGGCCUCUCCACUCGCACGUAAUCUCAUCGACUACUUGCAGCAGCAACAACCAUAGGGUGUGGAGGAGCAACAUGCAUGUCAAUUGACCCAUCAUCUUGAGCUCGUGUUCGUCCUCGCCCUCUUCGUCUCUCGCAUACCCUAUUAUAGAAACUUUAUAAUUACAAGAUGUUGCAGCAGGUGAUUCAACAGCAGCAGCAAGAACAGGAUGAAAUUUCAAGCCAGAUUAGUGCUCAAAUUUUCGAGUUUUGCGAUCCUGAACUAUUCCAAGAGACCCUGCAGAAUUCUGAGGUCACUUCUUCUCCAAAUUGCUGCUAUGAUGAAAACUCCUCUUAUGCCACAAAUCUCUCUCUUCCCCAGGAUUUAGAAACUAAAUACAGUACUUAUCAGGAUAACAAUGGCAACACUGACACAACCAUUGCUCCAACCCCCACAACAACUAGUACCACUACCACCACUAGCAGCACAAACACCACCACCGCCAGCAACAACACCGCCAAUAUCAACGCCACUACUACUAGCACGAACACAACCACCACCAACAACAACAACAAUAGUGGCAAUCUUUCCAUAAUCUUUGAUUCCCAAGAAGAAAUUGACAAUGACUUCUCAGCCUCCAUUGAUUUUUCUCCAUCCCCUCCCUUUUCUGUACCUCCAUUUCUCAUGAACCAACAAGACCAAUUCGAUUUCUCUUCAGUGCCAACUCAAAUGCCAUUAGCAGAUGUUGUUGAGGGAUUUUCACAGUACCAUGCAGAUCCUGUACCGCCUCUCAUGUCGGCUCCAUUGUCAUCAGUUUUUGAAGAAGAUUGCUUGUCCUCAGUGCCUUCUUAUGUGCCUUUGAACCCCUCUUCUCCAUCUUGUUCUUUUCUUGGUCCUAACAUGGGAGCUUACAUGUCUGCUGGGACUAUGAAUGGUGCAGUAUUAUCUGCUGACAGUACUGGCAUUUUCACCAAUAGUAUUCUCAUGGCUUCUGACCUGCAACAACAAGAUUUAGAAUACCAGGGAGAUAACGGUGGAAUUUUCUGUCCAGAUACAUUAUCAAGAGGUUUUAACCCUGAUGACCUUCAGGUGCUUAGUGGUGAGAGCCAACAACUGGUGAGUGGGGCUGGGAAUUCUACUUCUUUACCAACCGAGAUUCCUAUGGCAGAAGACCCAAAUAUUAAAGUAGGGAAGCUAUCGGUUGAGGAGAGGAAAGAGAAGAUACAUAGGUACAUGAAGAAGAGGAAUGAAAGAAAUUUCACAAAGAAAAUCAAGUAUGCCUGCCGCAAAACACUUGCGGACAGCAGACCUCGAGUUAGAGGAAGAUUUGCCAAGAAUGAUGAUUUUGGAGAGAAUCACAGACCUUCUGGUAGCAACCAUGAAGAUGAUGAAGACGACGAAGUAGUUGUGAAAGAGGAAGAGGAUAUGGUUGAUUCCUCGGACAUCUUUGCUCACAUAAGUGGAGUGAACUCUUUCAAGUGCAGCUAUCCCAUCCAAUCCUGGAUUUGAGUUGUAGAGUAUAUGUAUAUUGGCACUAGACUAAUCUACCAAUUUUGCAGGACCCUGUUUCCACCAGGAUUUAAUGUAUCCUGGUUUUUCUAAUAAAAACACCAAAAAUGAAUAUUUGGGUCGUUAUAUUAUUCAUAUAAAUAAGUGACUCAGGACUGUAUAGCUUAUAGAAUGUGGGUAACAUUGUAACAAUGUAUAU
Argentina anserina (silverweed cinquefoil) is the source of this 1801-nucleotide messenger RNA. RefSeq names its product zinc finger protein CONSTANS-LIKE 4-like. Gene Ontology annotation, molecular function: protein binding; DNA-binding transcription factor activity. Lineage: Eukaryota; Viridiplantae; Streptophyta; Magnoliopsida; Rosales; Rosaceae. Gene Ontology annotation, biological process: regulation of flower development. Gene Ontology annotation, cellular component: nucleus. The record is from RefSeq and is a predicted model, not a curated record. The transcript has 5 exons. The coding region runs from base 283 to 1602 and encodes 439 amino acids.